GAGAUAGCAUUAAUAAUCAUAUCGAAGCCGAGUUUCAUUCCUUGAGGUCUGAGGUUGGACUAUUGAGGUCUGCUAUUGAGAUUGCUGAGACUAAAUAUCAGGAAGAACAGAUUCAGAACACGGUGAAGAUAAGAAAUGCUUAUGAGUUGAUCGAACGGAUAAAAUCUGAAUCAAGUCAGAUGGAAUCAGAAUUGGAAGGAAAGAAAGCUGAAAUUGAGCAGUUAAAGGAAAAAUUGAUGGAUAAGGAAAAUCAGUUACAGGGUAUUGUGGAUGAGAAUGAGAGGUUGAAUUUGAAGAUUGAAAAGAUUACAUCUUUGUCAUCGAAAAAAGAACUUGAAUUUCAGAAGGAACUUAAAAGAUUAGACGAAUAUGUUGCUGUAUUGAAGGCUGGUCUGAUGGACAAGGAGACAACAUUGCAAAGCAUAUCAGAAGAGAAUGAAAUGCUGAAGUUGGAAAUCAAUAAAAGGUUUACACAGGUCGGCAUAGUGAGGGAGGAAGUUGCUGCAAAACUAGGUGCUGCUAAGGCUGCAGAACGCGAUGCAUUCGCAAAACUUAGGAUAAUGAUAGAGGAGACAGAGAGGAACAGUAGUAAGGCGGCGAGGGUGGCCGAGCAGCUCGAAGCAGCACAAGCGGCAAACGCAGAAAAAGAAGCUGAGUUAAAAAGAAUCAAAGUGCAAUGUGAUCAGUGGAGGAAGGCUGCAGAGGCUGCUGCUGCUAUGGUUUCGGCAGGGAACAACGGGAAGAUCACCGAGAGAUCCAUGUCUAUGGACAACAACUACAACAAUGUGAUGAAGACUAAUAAGUACUCAAAUAUUUGUGAAGAUAUUGAUGAUUGGAGUGAUGAUUUGCAAAGAAAGAAAAAUGGGAAUGUGCUGAAGAAGAUUGGUGUCUUGUGGAAGAAGCCUCAGAAAGACACUGUCUGAUUCAUGAAGUGCUUUGAAUUCACAGUCCAGCAGCAAUAUUGUGUUGCUGCUGAAGUGUUUGUGUUGUCCAAAUAUUUCGAAGUGCUAUCAUCCUUUUUGCUAUGUUCUGGUUUUAAAAACAAGAGUUUUUGUUGCAUUGGAUUGAAGUUAAAGAAGUUGGAAGUUUGUUGCAUUGGUGAUUCACUCUACUAGAGAAUUAACCAAUUUUUUCUUAUUAUCUUUUCCUGAUUCACUAAGCCAUAUAGUAUCAACUCCUAUCCAGAUAAUUAGUACGACACAAACACGUCAGAUGUGUCAGAGAUGUGUGUAAUAGUACCAACUCCUAUCCAGAUAACUAGUACGACACGAACAUGUCAAAUGUGUGUAAAGAGUAUCUAAGGUGCGAUGAAAUAAAAUAAAAAAUGUAACAAUUGUCUUAUUUGUCAAACAUAUAAGCUGUGCGAGUAUUGAACAUAGACACACGCCUUAUCUUAGAUGUGUUUGAAGCCACAUCACACUUACCUAAAAAGGUUCUCCAUGAGACCAUAAAAAUGGUUGUUGUAGAUGAAAAGUAAGAUCAUUGAUCCUAGAACACAUCGUACCAACAUAUUGCUUCAUCGAUAUGCAAUCCAAUGAACUAUCUGAAGCAAUCUAUAGAAGAAGCAAC
Molecule: messenger RNA, 1569 nt
Organism: Cicer arietinum (chickpea)
Lineage: Eukaryota; Viridiplantae; Streptophyta; Magnoliopsida; Fabales; Fabaceae
Source: RefSeq, a predicted model, not a curated record